AUGGACUACGAGGCUUUGAAAGACCAGUGGAAUGAUGCGGAGGAGCGCGAUGGCGUUCGAUUAAGCUGGAAUACCUUCCCAAGCACGCGCAUGGAGGCAUCUCGGCUUGUGGUCCCCAUUGGAGCUGUAUACACCCCAUUGAAGCAGCGGCCAGAAGGCACCUUGCUUCAGUAUGAGCCGGUUACCUGCAAGAUGCCUUGCAGGGCGGUCCUCAACCCCUUUGCCAACGUUGAUAUUCGUGCACGUAUCUGGAUAUGCCCAUUCUGUCUCCAACGCAACCCUCUUCCGCCGCAUUACAAGGAUAUCACCGAAAAUGCCAUCCCGCCGGAGCUUCAUCCGGAGAACAGCACCGUUGAAUAUCGGCUAGCCCGCCCUGCGCCUGCACCUCCAAUCUUCCUAUAUGUAGUCGAUACGUGUCAAGAGGAAGACAGUUUGAAGGCAUUGAAGGACUCCCUCAUCAUGAGCUUGUCCCUCCUGCCUGCCAACGCUCUUGUCGGCUUGAUCACCUUUGGAACUAUGGCCCAAGUCCACGAAAUUGGAUAUACUGAGUGUGCAAAGUCAUAUGUUUUCCGGGGAAGCAAGGACUACUCUGCAAAGCAAGUUCAGGAAAUGCUUGGCUUGCUCGCUCCCAAUCUCAGAGUCGCUGCACCACAGCAGCCUAACCGCCCAAAUCCGGCAAACUCGCCAGCGGCCCGAUUCCUUCUCCCAGUCCAGCAGGCAGAUUAUCAGAUUACAAAUGUCCUCGAACAGCUACAGCAAGAUCCCUGGCCCGUUGCCAAUGAUAGACGUCCACUAAGAUGUACCGGUGUUGCUCUUAGCGUUGCGAUUGGUCUGAUGGAGACCUCAUUUCAGGGUGCUGGUGGCCGGGUAAUGUUGUUCACAAGUGGACCAGCAUCCGAAGGCCCUGGUCUAGUUGUUGGCCCUCAACUGAAGGAACCAAUCCGUUCCCACCACGAUAUCGACCGGGACAAUAUUAAAUAUUUUAAGAAAGCUGUCAAGUUCUACGAUAACCUAGCAAAGAGAGCAGCCCACAACAGCCACAUUGUGGAUAUAUAUGUUGGCUGUCUUGACCAAGUUGGUUUACUGGAAAUGAAAGGUCUGGUUAAUUCAACGGGUGGCCAUAUGUUGCUCACCGACAGCUUCACCUCGUCUCAGUUCAAACAGUCUUUUGUUCGGAUCUUCGAUAAAGAUGAGAGUGAUAACCUUACCAUGGGGUUCAACGCAUCUUUGGAAGUUCUCACUACUAAGGAACUAAAGGUUACCGGCUUGAUCGGCCAUGCUAUCUCUCUCAAUAAGAAGUCCAGCUCGGUUGGUGAAACUGAUUGCGGAAUCGGAAACACCUGCUCUUGGAAGAUGUGCGGAAUUGACCCUGCUGCAAGCUACGGCCUGUUUUUCGAGAUUGCCAACCAAGGUGGGCCGGCACCUAUGCAGCAAGGCCCUCAUCGAGCCAUGAUGCAAUUCUUAACUUACUACCAGCAUUCUUCCGGACAGUACCAUCUCAGAGUCACUACCAUUGCUAGACCCCUCAGCAGCCCUGCCGGAGAUGCAGCUCUUGCCCACUCGUUCGAUCAAGAAGCUGCAGCAGUUUUGAUGUCUCGUAUCGCAGUCUUCAAGGCGGAGGUUGAUGAUGGUCCGGAUGUUCUAAGAUGGGUUGAUCGAAUGCUUAUCAGACUUUGCUCGCGAUUUGCCGAUUACAGGAAAGACGACCAAACAUCGUUUAGACUUGAGAAGAACUUCAGUCUCUACCCUCAGUUCAUGUUCCAUCUUCGACGAAGUCAGUUCUUGCAGGUAUUCAACAACUCGCCAGAUGAGACUGCUUUCUACCGACAUGUUCUCAACCAUGAGUCGGUCAGCGAUUCUCUAGUCAUGAUCCAGCCUACCCUUGACUCCUACUCACUUGAGCACGAAGGCAGUCAACCAGUGCUAUUGGAUUCUGCCUCCAUCCAUCCAGCCCACAUCUUACUCCUAGAUACCUUCUUCCAUAUCCUUAUCUUCCAUGGUGAGACAAUGGCAGAAUGGAGGAAAGCUGGAUAUCAGGACCAAGAAGGCUAUGAGAACUUCAAGGCAAUUCUUGACCAGCCAAAGGAAGACGCAAGAGUAUACAGCCCUGCCCAUUAG
Trichophyton verrucosum HKI 0517 is the source of this 2118-nucleotide messenger RNA. RefSeq lists its product as uncharacterized. Gene Ontology annotation, cellular component: endoplasmic reticulum exit site; COPII vesicle coat. Gene Ontology annotation, molecular function: GTPase activator activity; zinc ion binding. The transcript has 5 exons. NCBI's taxonomy places the organism in Eukaryota, Fungi, Ascomycota, Eurotiomycetes, Onygenales, Arthrodermataceae. Bases 1 to 2118 code for a protein of 705 amino acids. The record is from RefSeq and is a predicted model, not a curated record. Gene Ontology annotation, biological process: endoplasmic reticulum to Golgi vesicle-mediated transport; intracellular protein transport; COPII-coated vesicle cargo loading.